CUGCACCCGGAGUUGCUCUCGGAGGAGUUCCUGCUGCUCACCCUGGAGCAGAAAAAUAUACUAGUUGAAAAUGAUGUAAAGAUGAACAAAGAUGGACUCACUGAUCUCUAUAUUCAACAUGCCAUUCCCCUGCCUCAGCGUGACUUGCCAAAAAGUAGAUGGGGGAAAAUGAUGGAGAAGAAAAGACAGCAAAAUGAGUUUAAAAGUGAGACUAAAAGUGUUACAACGGUGGAAGGUUUAAGGAAACGGCCGUUAAUUGUAUUUGAUGGCAGUUCAACAAGUACAAGCAUAAAGGUGAAGAAGACAGAAAAUGGAGCUGUUGAUCGCCUAAAACCUCCUCCAGCUGGAAGCACCACCAACACUGUUAGGAGAUUAUCUGCUCCUCCAAAUGCCUCAACGUACAUUUCAGCCUCCAGUUUAUCAGAGGACGCUAAGCUGGGAAUGAGAAAUAAUGAGGCUAAGCAGAACAAUAUUUCAAAGACUAACAGCAGUAUGUUGGCUAGUCUGAAGGUGUACCCCUUGUCUCCAGUAGCAGGAACUACUGUUGUGAAGUUAAAGAGAGCUGUUCCAAAAGAAGAAUCUGAUUUGCCGAAUGACCUAAAGCCUACGGAAGCAAAGAAGAAAAUCCAGCAUGUUACAUGGCCGUGAAGUAGCUAAAGGUGCUUGAAACAUAAAUGUUACUUCAAUAUUUUCAAACAGAUAAGUCAUAUUUAAACAGUUUAAGUACAAUUCUUUUUAAACCUUACAGGGAUUCAGAUUGCUGUGAAGUUUUAACGACUUUAAAAGUUCCCUGUUGUAACGCUGGAGUCAUUAUCACCAGUCACCUUAAAAAGUCUACUUACGUAUACCAAGUAGCUCAGUAUUUCUUUAAAAGGUGGUCAUAUUACAAUGUUCUACCACCAGCCCCACCCCCCUUUUUUAGUUUUGAAGAUUAUUAUAGUUCAUCUCCAGCAUGUCAUUCCAAUUCACACCUAGAAAUA
This is a messenger RNA of Nestor notabilis (Kea), 980 nucleotides long. It is a transcript of the gene TSLIG2, whose product is annotated as chromosome unknown open reading frame, human C2orf49. The transcript has 4 exons. Gene Ontology annotation, cellular component: tRNA-splicing ligase complex. The annotation marks the transcript as partial. The record is from RefSeq and is a predicted model, not a curated record. Lineage: Eukaryota; Metazoa; Chordata; Aves; Psittaciformes; Psittacidae. Gene Ontology annotation, biological process: embryonic morphogenesis.